Messenger RNA from Aethina tumida (small hive beetle), 1698 nucleotides. It is a transcript of the gene ScsbetaG, whose product is annotated as succinate--CoA ligase [GDP-forming] subunit beta, mitochondrial. Gene Ontology annotation, cellular component: mitochondrion; succinate-CoA ligase complex. The record is from RefSeq and is a predicted model, not a curated record. Gene Ontology annotation, molecular function: ATP binding; succinate-CoA ligase (GDP-forming) activity. The transcript is spliced from 5 exons. The coding region runs from base 339 to 1583 and encodes 414 amino acids. NCBI's taxonomy places the organism in Eukaryota, Metazoa, Arthropoda, Insecta, Coleoptera, Nitidulidae. Gene Ontology annotation, biological process: tricarboxylic acid cycle; succinyl-CoA metabolic process.
CAUGUUUCCAACUAGUUUAUUUAUAUUUUAUUUGUGUCAUUUUUUAAACUGAUAAAGCCUAUAACUGUUUAUAUUAUUCGAAAUAACUUCUUUUAUCUUUAUCUCAUUAAACAAACAUUUAUUGAAAUUUUUUAGUUGGUGCAACGUAACUUCAAAAAAUCUACAAAACCAAAGGUUAAUGAUAGUCACUAAUACUUUAUUUAAUGAUCUUAAGUUGUAAUUAGAUAAUACAUCACUCUGUAUAAUACGUGAAAAUUACUACAAACGGAUAAAAGUCUCCAGCAGAACGCCGGAAUUUGGACUUUGGAUUUCAUUAGAUUACAUUGUACAGGAGCAGAAUGUCUUUAUUUUGGAAUUCAUUAAGGAAAAUUCCUGCCCAAAACAAAAUAGUGAAGGUGCCAGCAAGGUAUUUAAAUUUACUGGAGUACCAGAGUAAAAAUUUGCUUCGAUCAAAUGGGGUAGCAAUACAGGACUUUUGUAUGAUCGACGAGAAGGGCUCCACAGAAUUGGAUAAGUUCAACGUCAAAGAAUAUGUUAUUAAAGCCCAAAUCCUUGCUGGAGGCAGAGGCAAAGGUCACUUCGACAAUGGCUUUAAGGGAGGAGUACACAUCACUAAAAACCGUAAUGAUAUCUUGGGCAUUGCCAAAAAAAUGCUCGGACACAAGCUCAUCACAAAACAGACCCCAAAAGACGGUAUUAUCGUAAACAAAAUAAUGAUAGCCGAAAGUGUGAAUAUUGUCAGAGAGACCUACGUGUGCAUCCUAAUGGACAGACAACGUAACGGCCCCGUCAUCAUUGCCUCACCCGCCGGCGGCAUGGACAUUGAAGGGGUCGCAGAAAAGACGCCGCAUUUAAUCAAAAACAUGCCCAUAGACAUUUUUGAAGGAAUCACUGACAGCAUGGCCAACGAGCUGGCUGACUUCCUCGAAUUCAAGGGAGAACUGAAGAGCAAAGCGGCCAAUGAGAUUAAGAAACUGUGGAAACUGUUCCAGGCUGUGGACGCCACCCAAAUAGAGAUCAAUCCCCUUGUCGAAACUGAUGACAAACAGGUCAUAUCAGUUGAUGCCAAAUUGAACUUCGAUGACAAUGCUCAGUUUAGGCAGAAGGCCAUAUUUGAAAUGGAGGACACAACUGAAUCAGAUCCUAGGGAAGUUGAAGCCAGCAAAUAUAAUUUGAAUUAUAUUGGAAUGGAUGGCAACAUUGGAUGUCUAGUUAACGGAGCUGGAUUGGCAAUGGCCACAAUGGACAUAAUCAAACUUCACGGAGGCGACCCAGCCAACUUCUUGGAUGUGGGAGGAAGCGUCAAAGAAGAGCAAGUUAAGGCCGCCUUCAACAUAAUAACGUCCGACGAUCGUGUUAAAGCUGUCCUCGUUAACGUAUUUGGUGGUAUCGUGAACUGUGCAACGAUAGCCAACGGUAUCAUCGGAGCACUUAAGACGAUGAAACUGAAGGUUCCAUUAGUUGUAAGACUGGAGGGUACCAAUGCAACUGCUGCCCGACAAUUAAUCAAAGAUUCCGGCCUUCCAAUAAUCACAGCCGAAAAUUUGGAUGAUGCUGCGGUUAAAGCAGUAAAGGCCAUUUAAUGUGUCAUUUUUUAUUUUUUUUUAUACAUGGUUAUAAAAUGUUAAAUUUUUAUAUAUUCUGUUUAUUGAUAUCAGACUGUUAUAGUUUUUGAAUACAAUGUAUACAUUUUAUUGA